AUACUAUAAAAACGAAAUGAACCGACCAAUUUCUUUAACCAGACUUGCCCAUUUGCAUUAUUUUCAGUACAAUCAUUUUCCAGCCUUCCUCUCAUCAAAUUCUGUGAGCUUCUCCAACAUCCAAAGCAGAAUGGACUUCUUCCAUUCUCAAACCCAACAAAAACAACAGUACUUGCCAAAACACAACAAGAAGAAGAGGCUGACAGAGGACCAAGUGAGGCUCCUAGAGAGAACCUUUACAACCAACAAGAAGCUCGAGCCUGAGCUCAAGGUUCAGCUUGCAAACCAGCUAGGGGUGCCGCCAAGACAAAUUGCUAUUUGGUACCAGAACAAGAGAGCGAGAUGGAAGACACAGAGCCUAGAGCUUGAUUAUAACACACUCCAAGUGAGACUAGAGAAUGCACUUGCCGAUAGGCGGCGACUAGAAAGAGAGGUGGUGCGACUUCAAGAGGAGUUGUGGCAGGCUCAACAGAUGGUGUUCUCUGUGAACCAAGAAACAGCAGCUCAACCUGCUGUUAAUCUUUCUUGUAACUCAUCUUGUGAUGAUAGAGGCAGCUCUAGCUUACAUGAGGGAGUGAAUGGUGAGGUCUUGCAGCUUGAAGAACUUUAUGCUUGUUUGUAUGGUGCUGGCGGUGGGGUUUGACAGAGGUGAAACAACUAGUGUCAUAUACCAUAUUUUACUGGUUCAUCAUAAUCAAUUGCUUGGCUUGGCAUCAUGGGUGUAGAAAUUCUUCUUAAGUAGACCUAGUCCAUGCGGUAGCUCACCAACAAAUUAAGCAUGAGACGUUCCACAGAUUAAUAUGUAUUGGAGUCUACAAGUAAUUUGUUGUGAGUCUGAUAUUUAUUAAUUAGACCAGGUUUGUCUAGAGGUUCUUCUUUACUCAGUAGAUAUUUGAAGAAAAAGGAUGCUUUUGCCUGAUGGUGUCUUGAGUGGCCAUUGAUGUUAAUUUCAAGCUUGUAGCAGUUGCAGUGUCAUAGUUGAUUGAUUAGGAGGAGGACUGUGUUAUAUAGGUCAACUUGUCAUGUAAUGCCUAAUUAAAUGAACGGUUGGUCCUUAAACUUCCUACCA
Populus euphratica (Euphrates poplar) is the source of this 1069-nucleotide messenger RNA. RefSeq names its product homeobox-leucine zipper protein ATHB-52-like. Gene Ontology annotation, biological process: positive regulation of DNA-templated transcription. Lineage: Eukaryota; Viridiplantae; Streptophyta; Magnoliopsida; Malpighiales; Salicaceae. Gene Ontology annotation, cellular component: nucleus. Bases 17 to 643 code for a protein of 208 amino acids. The record is from RefSeq and is a predicted model, not a curated record. Gene Ontology annotation, molecular function: sequence-specific DNA binding; DNA-binding transcription factor activity, RNA polymerase II-specific. The transcript has a single exon.